This is a messenger RNA of Chroicocephalus ridibundus (black-headed gull), 954 nucleotides long. It is a transcript of the gene CIMIP2A, whose product is annotated as ciliary microtubule inner protein 2A. The transcript is spliced from 7 exons. Lineage: Eukaryota; Metazoa; Chordata; Aves; Charadriiformes; Laridae. Gene Ontology annotation, cellular component: nucleus. Bases 1 to 954 code for a protein of 317 amino acids. The record is from RefSeq and is a predicted model, not a curated record.
AUGGCAGCCCCCAGGGAAAACCGCUUCUUCCCGCCCGAGCCCUACUAUAUCCCUGGCUACGAGGGCUUCGUCCCUCAGUACAACGACCAGUUUGGAGAGACCUUUGGCAGAACCACGUACCGGCUGCUGACAGACCCCGCGGUUCGGAAGAGCCCUCGCCCCGUGCUGGCGCCGCUGCACAAGCAGAAGUUUGUGGAGGACUUCAGCGGGACGAAGCACGGUGUCCAGGGUUAUCUCCCUGGGCGUCCAGGAUACUUUCCCUAUGAGAAAGCCGAGGCUGCAACAACCUUUCCUGAACCAGCCCCUGGGCCAAAACCUCCCCAGCCGGUGCCAGGGCUGGAAGAGGCAGAGCUGGUGAGGAUGCACAUGGACCCUGAGCCCCAGGACCAUCCCGGCGAGUACGUUCCGAGGACACAACCGCCUCGGGGGUACCCGCGGAGGAUUCCCUGCCAUCCCGCAUCGGAGGGGCAAGAGUGGCGACUGCCCGAGAUAACCCCGGGAAAAAGGUGCGGAGCUUUGGCAGGGAGCAAACCGCCCAUAAAAAUUGAAGGUGUGACUCUGCCAGGAGUGGUUGAAACUGCGGACGUGGAGCAAGAUAAUCGGUUACCAAAACUGGAUGUACCAAAUGUGAUCCAACAGAAAGUCAUUCCAGGGUACGCUGGAUUCAUCCCCCGCCUCACCUGGAUCCACGGUGUGGACUACGUGCGGGGUGUGAAGGAAGCCAUGAAGGAAUUUGAACGCCAUCAGUUUUUGCAGCGAAACCCAGUUUGCGGCUUCGGCAAGAGAUUCCCCCAAACGCACUGGCCUGACUACAGGAUUUACACCAGCGCUGGACUGAUACCUUCCUACACAGGCUUCGUACCAGACCUCCGACACACCUACGCGCUCACUUUUGGAAACGGCACCCGAAAAGCUUACCAAAAGGAACAAAGGAGACGAGCUUGUGCACUGUGA